Molecule: messenger RNA, 3702 nt
Organism: Manis pentadactyla (Chinese pangolin)
Lineage: Eukaryota; Metazoa; Chordata; Mammalia; Pholidota; Manidae
Gene: CALCOCO1
Product: calcium binding and coiled-coil domain 1
Exons: 16
Coding region: 168-2330 (720 amino acids)
Source: RefSeq, a predicted model, not a curated record
UGAGCGGGCUCGCCUACAGAAGACAGCGGUGGAACCACAAAACCCAGAAGGCUCCGCGCCUCCUUUUCUCCCUCCCCUCCCGCAGUCGGAAUGCUGUUUUUGUUGUUGGUGAAAGGUGAGGGAACAGCUGAUCCGUGUGUGGGAAGGACAGAUAUCUCAAGGGAAGGAUGGAAGAAUCACCACUAAGCCGGGCACCGUCCCGGGGUGGAGUCAACUUUCUGAAUGUAGCCCGGACCUACAUCCCUAACACCAAGGUGGAAUGUCACUACACCCUUCCUCCAGGCACUGUGCCCAGUGCCAGCGAUUGGAUUGGCAUCUUCAAGGUGGAGGCUGCCUGUGUCCGGGAUUACCACACAUUUGUGUGGUCUUCAGUGCCUGAAAGUGCAGCUGGUGGUUCCCCAGUCCACUCCAGUGUCCAGUUCCAAGCCAGCUACCUGCCCAAACCGGGAGCCCAGCUCUACCAGUUCCGGUAUGUGAACCGCCAGGGCCGGGUAUGUGGGCAGAGCUCCCCUUUCCAGUUCCGAGAGCCAAGGCCCAUGGAUGAACUGGUGACCCUGGAGGAGACUGACAGUGGCUCAGACAUCCUGCUGGUUGUCCCCAAGGCAACUGUGCUACAGAACCAGCUGGAUGAGAGCCAGCAAGAGAGGAAUGACCUGAUGCAGCUGAAGCUGCAGCUGGAGGGGCGGGUGACGGAGCUGAGAAGCCGAGUACAGGAGCUGGAGACGGCUCUGGCUAGCGCCCGGCAGGAGCAUGCAGAGCUGAUGGAGCAGUACAAGGGGCUUUCCCGAUCCCACGGAGAGCUCACAGAAGAGAGGGACAUCCUGAGCCAGCAGCAGGGAGACCAUGUGGCACGCAUCCUGGAGCUGGAAAACGACAUCCAGACCAUCAGCGAGAAGGUGCUGACAAAGGAGGUGGAGCUGGACAGGGUUAGAGACGCAGUGAAAGCCUUGUCUCGGGAACAAGAGAAGCUCCUUGGGCAAUUGAAGGAAGUGCAUGCAGACAAGGAGCAAAGCGAGGCUGAGCUCCAAAGUGCACAACAGGAGAACUAUCGCUUGAAUUUGGAGUUGCAGGAGGCCAAGGGCCGCCAGGAGGAGCAGGUUGCUCAGGCCCAGCAACUGAAGGACAAGGUGGCCCAGAUGAAGGACACUCUAGGCCAGGCCCAGCAGCGGGUGGCUGAGCUGGAGCCCCUGAAGGAGCAACUUCGAGAGGCCCAGGAGCUUGCAGCCUCCAGCCGGCAGAAAGCCGCCCUUCUCGGGGAGGAGCUGGCCAGCACAGCGGCAGCCAGAGACCGCACCAUAGCCGAGCUUCACCGCGGCCGCCUGGAAGUAGCUGGAGUCAAUGGCAGGCUGGCCGAGCUCAGUCUGCACUUGAAAGAGGAAAAGAGCCAGUGGAACAAGGAGCGGGCAGGGCUGCUGCAGAACGUGGAGGCUGAGAAGGACAAGAUCCUGAAGCUGAGUGCAGAGAUACUUCGACUGGAAAAGGCAGUUCAGGAGGAGAGGACCCAGAAUCAAGUGUUCAAGACUGAACUGGCCCGGGAAAAGGAUUCUAGCAUGGUGCAGUUGUCAGAAAGUAAGCGGGAGCUGACAGAGCUUCGGUCAGCCCUGCGUGUGCUCCAGAAGGAAAAGGAGCAGUUGCAGGAGGAGAAGCAGGAACUGCUAGAGUACAUGAGGAAGCUGGAGGCCCGCCUGGAGAAGGUGGCAGAUGAGAAGUGGAAUGAGGAUGCUGCCACAGAGGAUGAGGAGGCCGCUGCAGGGCUGAGCUGCCCCAGGGCUCUGACAGACUCGGAGGAUGAGUCCCCAGAAGACAUGAGACUUCCGCCCUAUGGCCUGUGUGAGCGUGCAGACCUCAGCUCCUCUCCUGCUGGGCCUGGAGAGGCUCCUUCCCUCGUUGUCAUUAGCCAGCCAGCUCCCAUUGCUCCCCACCUCUCAGGACCAGCUGAGGAUAGUAGCUCCGACUCGGCCUAUUCUGCUCUUCCCUUACCUGUCCCAGUGUGCUGCUCCCCCAUCUGCCACCCCAAAACACAACCCUAUCUCUCUGCUGCCCAGGAGGCUGAAGAUGAGAAGUCAGUCCUGAUGGCAGCUGUGCGGAGUGGGGGUGAGGAGGCCAACCUGCUGCUUCCUGAGCUGGGCAGUGCCUUCUAUGACAUGGCCAGUGGCUUUGCAGUGGGUUCCUUGUCAGAAGCCAGCACUGGGGGCCCUGCCACGCCCCCAUGGAAAGAGUGCCCUAUUUGUAAGGAGCGUUUCCCAGCUGAGAGUGAUAAGGAUGCCCUGGAGGACCACAUGGAUGGACACUUCUUUUUCAGCACCCAGGACCCCUUCACCUUUGAAUGACCUCGCCCUCCCCGGUCAAGUGCUGGAAAUACAGAUGGAACAGUCAAAAACCCUGCCCUCAAAGAGCUCAUAGUCAAAUCAGCACAUAUAAAAAACCAAGAUAAGUACUACUUUAGAGGAGGUAUGCACAGCAUACUAUGGGACCACCGAGGAGGGGAGCUUAACCAAUAAUGGGGGAGACAAAGCUUCCCACAGGUGACAAUGUGGAGCUGAGUCUUAAUGAGUAGAUGUGAGACAAGCAUGUGCAGGCAGAAGGAACAAAGUGUGCAAAGACCAUGCCUCACUCAGAAAUCUAAACAUUUGGGUAGGGCUGCUGAAUGAAGAGUGUAGACAGUGUGUGAAGUGAGGCUGGAAAGAUAAACUAACACAUGAACUAAUUUUCACUCAGUAAAUAUUCAUUGAGUGCCCACUAUGUGCCAGGUGCUGUUCUGGGCACUGGGAAACAUCAUCAACGAAACAGACAGGAAAGCCUGUCCUCAAGGAGAUUACAUUCAACUGCCAGAUCAUGAAAGUCAGAGAGCCCUGUUAGGAACUCAUUGUAUAACCUGGGCAAAAAUAGUGAGCACCAAUCUUAAGCAGAGACAAGAGGAAAAGAGGCAGAAUUCCUGAGGAUGCAGAAUUAAUGGAACUUGGUGAUAAUUAGACAUGGGAGGUAACCAAGGAGACAAGUUGAUCCCAGGUUUCUGGUUUCAAUUGAUCAGAUAACCAGUGAUGCCAUUCACCAAAUAAAUAAUACAAACAGAGAAAUACACUGAGGGAAAAUACAAUUGGUGCAAUAAUUUUUUAAAUUAAUAUUUUAAAUUUAAAAUGUGAUUUGUUGAAUUCCCAAUUUCUUUGAGAUCUUCUGAAGGAGAGAGAGAUCCAGUAGGAAGUUGGAUAGAUUUUUAAGUCUGGAGCUUAAGAGAAUUUGGAACUGGAGGUAGAGAUUUAAGACCCUUGAAAGUAAAGGUGAUGAGAGUGAAGAGGAUCAUCCAGGUCUCUUUGCAAGUAGAGUGAGAGGGUAAGAGGGUCAAGAGCAGAAUCCAGGAGACAAUCAACAUGGAAGUAUGGCAAAUGCAGAGCCACAGAGGAGACUGAGAAGGAUCACCAGAGAGGCAGGAAGCAACUCAGAAGAGAUGAGUCAAGAAGAGAGGGCAGAGUGGCAGGUGCAGCAGAGAGGCUCGGAAAUGACUCCUGGAAACUGCUGGACUAGCAGCCAGAGGUCACUGGUGGCUCAGCAAGAGGAGCUUGAGGAAAGUGCUGCAGGUGGAGGUUACUGUGCAGGUGGACUUAAUCUGCAAUAGAUACACAGUUCUUCUGAUCCUUGGGAACUGGGACUAUGUCUCCAGACUCACACAAAAACAAGGACUCCUGAGUCAAGGUAUAAGAAAAA